GCCUGUUCUCUACCACUCAUUGGCUCUGUGAUUCUGUCUCAAACCUGCUCCUCCUGCUGCAGGGUAACUACAAGCUGCAGCACAUUUUCUUUGAGUCCUGCAUAUCCUCCAUACUAACCGACCUAAAACAUCCUGCAGCGGUUCAUAUACAUACCUUGCCUGCUUUUAUCUACCGACUUCAGCACGGUGACCAACAGGAUGCUUUAAAAAAAACCGAGUGAACCACUCAGACUGCAUCUCUGGACUGCGCGACCGUUAGUCGUUUAACGACCAAACCCCCUCUCCCCCGGUCGCAACGUCAGCCGUUGGAGUUUUUUUGUGCGUGCGCGAAAGGAGGAGGAGUCUGUUCGCGAGUCAGAGGGGGCGCGGAGCAGUCGGUUGAAUCCGCGAACACAACAGUUGUUGUUGUGGCACAGCUCACUAGUUUCCCCGGUUCAUCUUGAGAACGUGGACUUGAUGCAGCACUCAUAACGCAUCCCGAGAGCAUCGGCGCUUCACACAGGGGGUCCGUAAGAGUUGGUUUGGACACCAGCGGGUGAGGAGGGGACCGUACGGAACGAAGCUUAAAAUCGCGGGAACGUCGGCGGACAGCGUAGAGAAAUUCGGUUGUCGACAAGUCCUGUAUUAAGUCCAUUGUCAGGAACCCUUUGGCUUGAAGGCAAAGAUGGAAGUUAUUGUGACAGAAGAGAAGAAGAAGAUUUUCCGCGCCAGGAAAACCAUGAAGAUCAGUGAUAGACAUCAGCUGGAGAACCUGCACAGCACUUUGCUCACUGUGGGUACAAGUUUGUCCAACCCAUCUCCACCACCUCUGAUGAAUGGAACACAUAAAGAGGACGGACAAAAAGUGGGCGACAAAGAGCAAAACAACAUCCUGGACUUGAACACUCCCCAGACUACACCACCCGUCUCUCCGACCGCUCUGAGCUCUCCCACACCGUCCCUGUCCCUAAAUUUGUCUCCUUCCCCUCCCUCUUCAAGUCCAAAAGGACUCGAAGAAAUGACUGCUCCGAGAUCACCAGUGGAUCCUCUAAAUUUUGAACUGAAAAAGGUAGAAGAAGAUGAGAAGAAAGAUGGCACACCAUCAUCAUCAAGUGAACCUGUCACAGCUAGAACAGACUGCAAGGGACAACAGGAAAAAGACACUGAGGUGAUCCCAGCUGAGGAAAAGAAGAAGGAGGACCACACUGUAGAAGAGGACCCAGCUGUAGAUUUGGCAGUGGACCCACUGAAAGCUUCUUCUUGUGCGGACCAAAAACAAUCAGUGGAAAUCAAAGAUGACAUAAAAGUAGAGACUGACAAAGCGGAUGUGAAGAAAGGCUUGACGUGUGAGGAAAAGAUGGAGGUGGGCUCUGUAAAAGUGGAGCCCAAAAAGGAAAAAACUAAUGUGGGACAAGCCUCAAAGCCAUCUCGACCAUCGUCCACUCCACCAUCUGAUACAGCAGUGAAAGAGGAGAGGAGCUCAACCUCGGGACUGAAACGCACUUUAUCGGAGGGCUCUGAAAAAGAUGGGCAAACUGUAAAAAUAGAGGGUAAGAGGCCCAAGAUGGACCGUGAGGAGUUGGAGGCCCAACUGGAACUUAAAAUUACUACAAAAGCUGGCAGUCAUCAUAAACUCGGGAAGAUUGUGCAGCAGUUAGUGGAGGAGCGAUUGAAGGUGUUGGAGCUCACCAUUUUUGACAAACAUUUCCAAGAGCUGAAGGACAGAGUAGACAAAAUUGACUGCGCCACUAAACACCAAGCUGCCAUUAACACACUCCAAGCCAAGAUUGCCCGACUAUCAAAAAAGUUUGGAGAGGCUAAUCAGGUAUCGGAGAAUAAAAGGAAACAGGAGGCACUUGCUGCUGUUGCUGCUGCUACUGCUGCCAAAACGGCAGCGGUUACGAAUAACCCUCAAGCUCAGCGGCCAGGCUGGACUUCCAUGGAGGUAAAGCAGACAUCCACAACUGUUUCUUCAUCCAGCACAGCAGUAGUUCCAGUUCCUACCGCAACCCAUGCCGCAGCUUCAGCCCCUGCUGCAGCUUCAGCUCCAACUCCCACCUCCACUUCAACUGCCAUGGUUCAGCAGACCCCUAUCCUCCAGCUGAUCACUUCCACCUCUAAUCCCACCUCCACCUUGGCCACUGGCAGUACCACCCAGAGUCAAACGGGCACCCUCCUCUUGAAGACUGCCCCUGGGAGUAGCAUGAUGGCUACAGGCCAGCCGCUUCUCAUCCAGUUGCCUUUAUCAGUGAAUGGCCAGGCAGGGACACUGGUCAACAUCCCCGUCUCGUCUUUGUCUGCAGCCAGCUCACUGAACAAGUCCAAAACCACUGCUUCUACCGCCACGUUUAUACUCAAGCCUGCACCUGUCACGACCACAGCCACAGCCUCGGCACCAGCCGUGGCCACUGUCCCAGCCCUCCAUGGCUCCAGUGCCCAGAUGUCCUCUGGCCAGAUCUCUCUUGCUCGUGCUGUGUAUCAAGGCGGUGCAAGUGGAAUAACUACACCCCAUGCUGGGGUAUCUGUGACCACGGCCAGGACACCAGCUCAGUCUGUCUCUGUAGUCGGGGCCAUGUCUUCAGUCUCUUCACCUACAACAUCUGGGCCAGCAGCAACCGGAUCCACUGCUCCAGGACCUCCACAGGGGAUGUCUUUGACAUCAAAGACAGACAACCAAGUUACAGUAACCGCUGCAUCUAAAGCAGCUGCACCAGCGGCACGACCCAAAGGCUCCGUAAUUGACCUCACCGAGGACGAUGAUGAUGUCCAAGUGACUGGAGUGAAGAAUGCUACUGUUACAACUCCCUCACCGAGCCCACGCACUAACCCAGUCAUCAGCAUCCACAACAAUACAGGAGCAAGAGCAUCCCCUCUAAGCAAUCAGAACAGUUCUGGCAAUCCUCAGUUGACAGUACAUCACCGCCCCCCAGUGGUGGAUACUCCAUUAAAAUCCCGCAGUGUAACCACUACUACUACACCAACUCGAGGCUCCAGCAUGGCGCUUCCACCGCUCCCUCCUGCACCCGCACCAUCACGCUUACCCCCAGAGGCUGAACGGACCUCACCUCCUCAACAACCUCAGCUAAAGCUGGUGCAGAGUCAGACUGGUAUAGUGCUCUCCUGGUGUGUUGGAGAAGUUGAUCGGACCUGCGCAGCUGUAGAAAGCUAUCACCUUUAUGCCUUUCAUCAAGAUAACUCUAACAGCAAUGCAUCUCAGCAGCACUGGAAGAAAAUUGGGGAGGUGAAGGCCCUUCCACUGCCUAUGGCCUGUACGCUGACCCAGUUCCAGUCUGGCUCCACGUAUCACUUUGCUGUUCGAGCCAAAGAUGUAUAUGGGCGCUUUGGCUCUUUCUGCGAACCUCAGUGCACAAAUGUCAUCAGUUCCAGCUCUAGUUGAACCGUUACAGAAAAGACAUAGCAUUUUGCCUUUGAUAGUUUAUGACUUUUCACCUGUUUUGUGUUAGGAACUGAAAUAUUGUACGCUGGACAAAAACAAACACCUGUAAAUGUCUUCCCAUAUAACAACUGGGCAACAAACUGACUUGGAGAGUUCAAGUGGCAAACAGUUGGUUUUGUCUGACUCAUCAUAUGUAAUGUGUUUUUUGUGACUUAAGCUGUUGUGUAUAUAAGUUGAAAAAGUUUGCCCCUCCUGCCAGAUCAGGUAUUUGUGUUGUUCGCUCCUGAUCUUCAGACCCAGAUCUUUUUUUUUCUUUUUUUUUUUUCUUCCUCUUUUACUUGACAGGAUU
Messenger RNA from Pundamilia nyererei, 3725 nucleotides. It is a transcript of the gene atf7ip, whose product is annotated as activating transcription factor 7 interacting protein. Lineage: Eukaryota; Metazoa; Chordata; Actinopteri; Cichliformes; Cichlidae. Gene Ontology annotation, biological process: regulation of DNA-templated transcription. The transcript is spliced from 15 exons. Gene Ontology annotation, cellular component: nucleus; transcription regulator complex. The record is from RefSeq and is a predicted model, not a curated record. Gene Ontology annotation, molecular function: transcription coregulator activity; protein binding. Bases 665 to 3376 code for a protein of 903 amino acids.